UUCAGCUAUGCAUUGUCCAUUGCUCAAGCUCUCAUUUUGCACAUUUUUUUCUUCAUAAAAACAACAAAAAUUUCAAUCAAUUAAGAGACUGCCGUUUAUUAUUAGGUGCUUUUGUGUUAAAUUCAGAGAGAAAAAGCUGCAAUGGUGAGCUACGCGAUUCAUUUGGAGAAGAGCCGCUUCCUUGAGAACAUUAGAAGCGGGAAUUUAGAAGGAGUUGAAAAUUACGUCUCAUGGAAGUUUCCUUUGAACUUCAUUGAAAGAAAUGGAUAUGAAACUCCACUUACAGCGGCGAUAGUUGCAAAAAAAUUCGACGUAGUGAAGUACCUAGUAGAAAAUGAAGUCAACGUUGAUUAUAAAGAUGGUAAAAAUUGUACACCGUUGCACGUGGCAAUAUACGAGGAAUGUCCUUUAGAUAUUCUAAAACUACUUAUAAAUAAGGAUGCGAGUAUUAAAAAGCAAAAUUAUCGUCCAUCACCACAAAAUACACAAAGUUUAGAAUCCACCAAUAAAAACAUUUCUGAGGAUGCAGAAAUUUCAGAGGUUAAGGAAGCUGACUUGGAAAAACAAGAAAAGCCUAACACAAUUACCCAAAAAACUAAUGAACCUUAUUUUCCACAACUAUACACUGCCAUUUGCAGUAAUAAAUUAUAUAAAGCUCGACAGCUUUUAGAAGAUGGAGCAGAUGUUUGUGAAACUGAUUCAAGAAAGGAAACUCCUCUUGUGAAAGCCGUUGAAUUUGGUAAUCUCGAAACAAUCAAACUUUUAUUCGAAUUUGGAGCGGAUGUUACAAUGCAAACUGCAUUUUUGAAGGCCAUAACUUUAGGCAAAAUCGAUAUAAUUAAUUUUUUUAUAACAAAUAAAGUGAUAAUUAAUUGUAAUUAUCGGAACGGAACUACACCCUUAAUAGAAGCUGUUACAUGGUGUAGGAAUUUAGAUGUGGUGAAGAUUUUAAUCGAAAAUGGUGCCGAUGUUAAUUUUACUUCCAAUAAAGGCGAUCCACUGUUUAAAUCUUUGGAACGGUCGUAUGCGGAUUGCGACAUUGCGAAAUAUUUAAUAAGUAAAGGAGCGAAAAUGGCGGCGAAAUGGUUAAAGAAGUUGAAUUCUCGAAUUGUGAAACAUUUAAUAGAAAUGGAAGUUGAACUGAAAAGUAUCUUGCUGGGCGAUUUUGUACGUAAUACUAUAAUAAAAGCUGUGGAAACUAAAAGCGCCCUUGUUGUCAAAUACCUUUUGGAACAAGGCCUCCCAAUCGAUUUAUAUGAUAAAAAUACAAAAAGUCCACUUGCAGUUGCUGCAAAAAAUGGGUCUUACUACAUUGUUAAACUUUUGGUCGAUGCUGGCGCUGAUAUUUAUUCAGCCAAAGAAGAAUUGGACGAAUUUGCCAAUCAAAAUAACGACUUCUAUGUUUAUUAUCAAAGUUUAAAAUCAAAACUUAAACCUACACAAAUUUCUGAAGUUUCUGUCGACGAAUCUCACGAAGACUAUGUUGUCGUGGCGUAGAAUUUCUUAAAAAUAAUAAAAAACUAGUAAUUAAUUUA
Messenger RNA from Tribolium madens (black flour beetle), 1535 nucleotides. RefSeq names its product kinase D-interacting substrate of 220 kDa B-like. The transcript has 3 exons. Bases 142 to 1497 code for a protein of 451 amino acids. Gene Ontology annotation, molecular function: protein binding; RNA binding; RNA nuclease activity. Gene Ontology annotation, biological process: RNA processing. The record is from RefSeq and is a predicted model, not a curated record. Lineage: Eukaryota; Metazoa; Arthropoda; Insecta; Coleoptera; Tenebrionidae.